GCCUGCUUGGUUAAGAGUAAGUCAUCGUUAUAUUCGCGGGUUAACGUUGUGCAGUAUAGUGUUUUAUCGAUACCAUCUAUUAACCUAUAAAAAUAAAUAAUAAAAAAGAAACGCUUUACUGUGAUGCAAUACGUUUCAUGUUUCCCAAGUUCUUGUAAUAAAUUAAAUUGUAAGGAACCAAGUCCUAUUUUAAUAAUAAUUUCGUUUAUUUUUGUGACAGUGACUAACCCGUUCAUCCAUUGUUUCUAAAUACAAAAAUUUACCUUCCUUCUAUUUAUGACCUCUCAUUAUUUUAUUGUCUCGCUUUUUAACAAAAUUGCUAACGAAAAGAAGAAAAUAAAGUUUAAACAUCACAUAAUGUAAAUAGAUACUACAUUAUAUACAUAGGUAGUGGAUCUUAAAACAACAAAAACAACCAAAGAUGUUAAAUUUUAACAUUUCAUCAAUUAUUUAAUUAGUUACCUUUGUAAAUUUUAUUUUUGAAAUGCAAUAAAAGUGAUUGAAGCAGUGUAUUGAUGAGUUUUAGAAAUAGUUGAUUCAAUCACACGUAUGUCUUAUUCAAUUAUGAAUAAACAAAAUAAUUUAAUGAAUAUACAAAGUAAUCAAAACACGAGUUCGAUAAAUUUAGAGGAUUACAUUUUGGAUAUGGAGGCUCGAUCAACAUUAGUUGGCCAAAAAGCUGACGGCGAUAUAUGGAGCCAAUUGCAGCAAAAGGAAGCGGAUAUAGUCUUGGCAGCAGAACUGGGCAAGGCGUUGUUAGAAAAAAAUGAGGAAUUAGUAAAACAACAGGAAAAACUUAUUGAAGAUUAUUCUCAAAAACUUGAGAAAUUGGAACAAGAAAAACACGUUUUGCGACAAAAACUAGCCAUUGCAGAAGAAGAAAGUGAUCAGCGAGUUUUGGAAUUACAAUCUGACUUAAAUGAACUAAAAGACAAAUUGCAAGCACAAGAAAACGCAAUUCGACAAGCAGAAAAAGAGAAGAUAAUUCUUAUUGAUGAAUUAUCUAAUCAAAACUCGAGACUAACGGAGCAAAUACAAGAAGCCCAUUCAACAGAAGCUAAACUCAUUGCACAAAUUCAACAGCUCAAAGACCAGUAUAAUUACAGGAACUCUAGUUUACAAGAGCAUGUCAACAGUUUGGAAUCCAUUAAAAGUGAAUUGAAUUUAACAACUGAGAAGCGCCAGGACCUUGAAAGGCGCUUGCAAUAUGUUCAGGAAGAAAAGGAGUCGCUCACUUCAGCAUUGGAAGAAGCAUCCGACAGAAUACAUAUGCUCGAGAGACAUGCUCGAGAGCAAGAAACUAAGCUUGAGACAACUUUACAAGCCCUUGAAAGAUCCCAAAGGGAAAACAAUGUCCUCACUGAGCGUCUGGGUACGGAUGGGAUUUCCAGUAGUUCAAACAGUUCCCAUGGAAAAAAAUCACUACAAUUUGAAAUGGAAUGUGAUGAUGACAUGAAUGACUCAAGUUAUUCAGAAAAGCCAAAUCAGAUGUGGGUUGAAGCACGAUCUGUAUUCAUUCAGCUGAAAACACUCGUUGAUUCGUUGAAAAUAAGUGAUGAAGAAGACUCAGGUCUACAUUCCGACAUAUCAUUGGAGUCAAUGGAUACCACUCUCUCAACGUUCAAAUCCGAGGGAGAAACUGAUUUCCGACAAGGCAUGCUCUCCGCAAUCGCAGAUGAGUUAACUAGGCUUUUACUUAAUUUAGACGCAGGGAAUUUCAAGAAAAUGUUGGACCAAACACGGAAUAUUGUUUUAGAACAGGACGAUGAAAUCAAGAAAAAUCAAAGCAUUAUCAAAGAGCUUGAGUCCAAACUCACUGUGGCUGAUGUUGAGUUGGCCAAUGUGAAGGAGGAACGUGAUCAAGCUCGCGGAGAUCUAUCUGAAAAUGGAGAUCGUGACGAAAUACUUGCUAAGGCGCAAAAAGAUCGAGAUGCAGCCAAUACUAAGAGAACGAAAGCUGAAGUUGAUUUGGCCAAGGCAAGAGUUGAUCUUAUGCAGGCAAAUAGUCAGCUCUUGGAAGCAAUUCAGCAAAAAGUUGAACUAUCUCAACAACUCGAACAAUGGCAGAUGGAUAUGCAAGAGUUGAUUGAUGAACAAAUGAAGAGCAAAUUACGUUCAAGCAGAAAAGCAAAACAGCAGCAGCAAACACCCGAAUCCAUUACUUUGGCCAAGAGAGUUUCUUCGUAUAAACUUUGGAGUCUUUUUCAACGGUAACUCCAGAAUAAUCAACCUAUUGCAUUUAAAUUAAACAAAACAAGAAAAAACAAAAACAAAAAACUUAAAACACAAAUAGCUUUCUUUUGUAUCUGAUAUUUUUAUUAUUUUUUUAAUCAAGAGCAAAAUCUGUAUUUCUUAAAAAAAAUGAUUUUAUUAAGAUUUUAAUUAAUAUAAACAAAAAAACGAAAAAUUUUAUGUAGAUGAAUAGUAAAUAUUUAUGACAAAAUUUAAAACAAUAUAUUUUAUGUGUAGUUGUAUAAAUCUUUCACAACUUGCCUUAUUGAAAAAGAGAUCAAUAUAUUAUUUAAUUGUAAAACAAUUUUAAAUUGAAUUAAUAAAUGUUUAACAUCGAAAUUCACGUAA
This is a messenger RNA of Eupeodes corollae, 2580 nucleotides long. Its product is annotated as bicaudal D-related protein homolog. The record is from RefSeq and is a predicted model, not a curated record. Lineage: Eukaryota; Metazoa; Arthropoda; Insecta; Diptera; Syrphidae. The transcript is spliced from 8 exons. The coding region runs from base 550 to 2214 and encodes 554 amino acids.